GCAAAAAAUGUUUGUAAAUAUUAAAAUGAAUUUAUGUGCAGAGCUAAAGUUUUUAAUUAAGUGAAAAGCGAAAACGCCGAGUGCAAACGAUAAAAACGGAAGGAAUCAUCAACGAGCGUGUGAAUUAGAGCAACGAGCUUACAUAUUCGAAGCGAUGUUCCAGUUCGAGUUCGAGUUCGAGCAGCCAGAACCCAGUUUAUUUGCAUACCUAAUGCCCGUGCAGUGAGCCUCGGCAGAUUGCGAAGCCCAGGAGCGCAGAGUACUCACCAAACCAGUUAUCACCCAUUGGCCAAUCGGAUCGGCAGCAGCCAGCUAUAGCCAUGUCCUUCGCCGGCCCACUCCUUAUAUCCUGCCUGAUCAUGGGAGCCAUUGCCUAUGGCAAUUCACACGAGCACGCCGAUGGCUUCAAGCCAGAUGGCGAAAUCCUGCGCGUCCUGGUGAACAGCUCGGCACAAAUCAAAUGCGAUGUGGGCUCCAGCCAGGCCGAUGACAAAGUGCUUCUGGUCGUUUGGUACAAGAAUAAUUUACCCAUUUACAGCUACGACACACGUGGCGCCCACGCAGGCACCCCAUCCCAUUGGCGGGACGAGGAGGUCCUCGAAGAUCGGGCCGUAUUCCGAACGCACAAGGAGCCGGCGGAAUUGAUUAUAAAUCCGGUUAAGGAAAAGGAUGCGGGCAACUUUCGGUGUCGCGUGGACUUCAAGCUCUCGCAGACCCGCAACAGCAACGUCAAUUUGGAGGUUGUCGUGCCGCCCACGCAGCCGAUCAUCUUCAACGAGCGUCGCCUGCGAAUCGAUUCGAGGGCAGGUCCUUAUGAGGAAGGAGGCAGCCUGGAAGUCACCUGCGUUGUUUACGGAGGCUCUCCGCCGCCGACAGUCAUCUGGCUGAUGAAUGGGCAGCUGCAGAACAGCGUUGUCGAUUACACAUACGAUGGCGCCAUCAACAGCAAGCUGGUGGUGCGCAACCUGUCAAGAAUCCACCAGCACGCGGUCUACACCUGCCAGGCCAGCAAUUUCCACAAGAAAUAUGUGGCCACCAACAUCACGAUCGACCUCUACCUGCGCCCUCUGCUGGUGGAAAUCAGCUUCAACAAUCAGCCGAUGUCAGCGGAUCGCAAGUACGAGAUCGAGUGCCAGGCGAUCGGAUCGCGGCCACCGGCCAAAAUCACCUGGUGGAUGGGCAACCUGGAGCUGCACGGCCACAGCCAGAAGGUUUCGGAGGACGGCAAUGUCAGCACGUCGGUGCUUUCGAUCACACCCACAAGAGAGGAUCAUGGCAAGGCCUUGUCCUGCCGCGCAACCAAUGAACUCGUUCGCAAUGGCAUUCGCGAAACGGCCAUGAAGCUGAAUGUGUUCUUCAUUCCCACCUUGCAGCUGGACCUGGGCUCCAAUCUGAAUCCGGAGGAUAUCGAGGAAGGCGAUGAUGUCUACUUUGAGUGUAAAGUGCAUGCAAAUCCGGCUGCUUAUAAAGUUGUAUGGAAGCAUAAUCACCAAAUCAUCCAGCACAACCAGCGAGCGGGCGUGAUUGUCAGCAGCGGAGAUCUGGCGCUGCAGGGUGUCACUCGUCACCAGGCUGGAAACUACACCUGCACCGCUUCGAAUGUGGAGGGCGACGGGGACUCCAAUGUGGUCGAGCUGAAAGUGAUGUAUAAACCAAUUUGCCGGCCCGAUCAAAAGAAAAUCUAUGGAGUGGCGCGCAACGAGGCCGCCGAAAUAGUGUGCGAAGUGGAUGCCUUUCCGCCGCCGGAGAACUUCAAGUGGUCCUUCAACAACACGGCGGAGACCUUCGACAUGCCGCAGAGCGGUUUCCGGCCCCAUUCCGCCCAGGGUUCGACCCUCACCUACACCCCCGUCAAGGAAAUGGACUUUGGCACCAUCAUGUGCUGGGCCGACAACAAUGUGGGUCAGCAGAAGGAGCCCUGUGUGUUCCAUUUGAUAGCCGCUGGAAAACCGGAAGCGCCCACCAAUUGUACGGUGGUCAAUCAAACGUCCGACUCGCUGGAGGUUUAUUGCAUUGAAGGAUUCGAUGGCGGAAUGCGGCAGUGGUUCCUCAUGGAAAUCUUCGACCAGCACAGUGGUCAGCUCCAGGCCAACAUCAGUGCCAAGUUUGCGGCCCUCAGUGUUACGGGUCUGGAUGCAGGUCGUCUCUUCCGGAUCUAUGUGUAUGCCGUCAAUGGACGAGGACGCAGCGAUGCCAUUGCCCUCGAUGGAUACACUUUGAAGGCGGCCGAGAAGCAAACCGUUGCCUUGACCUCCUACAAGGGCAGUGCGCAGAGCCCGGAUAACUUUGAGCUGACACCGAUCCUGUCGAUUGGCAUCUUCGUGGGCAUCCUGGUGGCCAUCGUGUGCAUCGGCAUCGGCACCAUUGCCGCACUGAAGCUGCGCUCGCACAAGCAUCAGCAGCAGCAGAAAUUCGUGCAUCCGAAUGCGAAAUUCUCACGUCCGGGCAAUUUGCAAAUUAAGGAUAAAAUCUCAUUGCCACUGAGUCACUCCGAGGAGAUGUACGACGAGAAGAAUCCCGAUGUGGUGCCCUACAACGAGGUUGAUGGCGAAUAUAAACAAAAAUCAGCAACACAAACGCCAUCGGGACAUCUUUCAACGACCAGCGAGGUGGAAAUCAGCUGCAAGCCGGGCUCAACAUCCGGCACCGGAAUCGUCCAGGCCAACUCGGCGGACAGUGGCACCUAUCAGAGCAGCAAGGACGAUGAGCUGCACUACGCGGAGCUGUCGCUGACCAACAUGCCAUCCGGCAGCAGUGGCGCCUCCAAGAAGGGCCAGCCCAUGGGCGGUGUGGGUGUGGUGCAGCACGUGGUGCAGCAGCAGCAGCAGCAACAGCAGCAGCAGCAGGGGCAGGUUCAGCAUCCCCAUGCGAUGCUGGGUGGCACCUUGCCACACGGCUCCAGUAUGCGGAAGCUGCUGCCCACCAUUCCGGCGACGGCGACGCUGCAGCGCCACAAGCCAAAUGCGGGCGGAAUGCAGCAUCCGCACCAGCACGCUCCGCCGCCCACGUACGACUACGAUUACUUUGAGGAGCCGACGAUAUAUGCGCAAAUCGAUGCGUACAAGACGAUGCAGGUGGACACUGGCACAGGUGUGGCAGGUGUCGGUGUCGGUGUUGGUGUCGGUGUAACUGGUGCGGCGGCAAGCAUCUCAUCGCCGGGGUCGCAUGGCACACCAUCCACGGUGUCGCCGGGCACCGUGCAAAUGUACACCCUGCCCCAGCAUCCCGGUGGCUACCACACACUGCCGCACAACCAUCACGCACAGCAGCAGCUGGCGGGCGGUCCGCAGAACUCCGCUUCGAUGAUGCAAAUGAUGCAGCAGCAGCAGCAGCAAAUGCACCACCAUCCUGCGUCCAACAUGCCGCCCUCCUACCAGCAACACCAGCAGCAACAGCAGCAGCAGCAAAUGGCCCAUGGCCAGAUGCUGGUCUCGAGCAACAGCAGCGGAUUGGCCUCCACCACGGCGGCCGUGGCCAGUCCCAGUAGCUCAUUAUCGGGUCUUUCGGGCGUGGGCAAGUCCUAUUCGCGCGAAAUAGUCACCGUGCGCACCCCGCUCAUGUACUCGCAGCAGGAGAGCUGCGUCUAAGGUCUCCCCCUGCUAUCUUACGGAUACACCAAGUCCCCGAUUCCACAUUCCCCAUUCCCGAUUCCCCAUUCCCGAUUUAUGUAGUCAUGUAAGUCUUGAGCUCUUCGUGGUUGGUGUCUAGGCUAAGUGUUGCCAAAACGAAUUGAAGUAGAUUGCAGCGUUCUGUGGAUUUGAAGCGAUGUGAAUCGCUUGUGUGCUCGUCGGGGAACUGAAUAUUUUUUAAUAUAAAGCUCAUACAAAGGCUGCCACGAAAUCUUCUGCACUGAGCAUUACAAUCCUAAUAUACAAACAAUAAUUCGGUUACCGCACCAAUGUGCAACCAGUAAGCCCACAUUACUUUUAACUUUAGGCCACAAAUGAAUAAUUCAAUCACGAAAUAUACAUAUUUUAUUUUCGAUUUGCGGCUGCUGCGGCAGUAACAUAUCACAUAACGAGAUUAUAAUUUAGGUGUACAUACAAACAACAAUGUUUAAUUAAUGCGUCAGAAAAAUUUGAACCAUAAUUUAAAACCCAAGCUGUAAUAUAAAUAAAUCAAAAUUCAAUGCGAAAAAUU
Messenger RNA from Drosophila teissieri, 4140 nucleotides. Its product is annotated as hemicentin-1. Lineage: Eukaryota; Metazoa; Arthropoda; Insecta; Diptera; Drosophilidae. The transcript has 16 exons. Gene Ontology annotation, molecular function: protein binding. The record is from RefSeq and is a predicted model, not a curated record. The coding region runs from base 321 to 3587 and encodes 1088 amino acids.